UGAACUCGACCAGGGAGUCAAACAAUGAAGCGGCAAAACCUCUGUGGGAUGAGUUGCUACCUGAGUUGCCUGGGCGUCGGCGAAGUACCGCAAGGUACUGGCGUCGUCGUAUAUUCCGCUGAGACAAAGUGCAUGCUGUAUGCAGAGCAUUGUAGGAUAUCACGACAGAAUGUGCCGGAUGGUCGUCCUCUUCAACCGCUCGGGCGCGAAGACUUCAAAUUGGGGAUUAGUUUAUCCUGCCCAGCUCGAAGGGCCCUAUUCUUUCGCGCAAAGACGCGACUAUGAAAGGCGAGUCUGGACAAAGCGAGCGAGAGAUUUUUUCUCUUGGAUAGAACGGUGAAGGAAGU
Schizophyllum commune H4-8 is the source of this 347-nucleotide messenger RNA. RefSeq lists its product as uncharacterized. The record is from RefSeq and is a predicted model, not a curated record. The coding region runs from base 25 to 285 and encodes 86 amino acids. Lineage: Eukaryota; Fungi; Basidiomycota; Agaricomycetes; Agaricales; Schizophyllaceae. The transcript has 2 exons.